Messenger RNA from Klebsormidium nitens, 1830 nucleotides. NCBI's taxonomy places the organism in Eukaryota, Viridiplantae, Streptophyta, Klebsormidiophyceae, Klebsormidiales, Klebsormidiaceae. The record is from the annotation of a GenBank genome assembly.
CAAAGACGCUAUGAAAUGGGUAUUCGGACCAAAGCCCAGGGAUCAAUGCAUGCAUCACUCUGAUUCACAUUGUGAUGAGUCCAAACCUUGCCUCCAGGUUGCCUCCUGGCACCAGCAGAAUGCUGAGGAGAGCUUAGGAAAGGGGCGCUCACUGCUCAGUCGCCUCGUUAGCAUCUGGGUUCCCGCGACAUGCAUUGAACUGCAGUCUGGCACAGGAGACCAGUGAGAAAGAUAGUUUGAGGAGAGGAGCCUAGUCACGAUGGCGACGACUUGUGUCGCAACCACUUGCAGACUUGAAACUGGUGGUAUGAUUUUCCGCCGCAUAGAUGCCUCAAUCCCUUGUGCAGCCAGAUUGGCCCCUCAACUUUUAAACUUGGCAAAAGGAUGGCAGCCGUUUGGCUGGAUAAAAGUUGGUGAAAAGGGAAGAAAAUGGUGGGCGCGUCGCCACCACUCAGUAAAACACCAAAGAAGAAGAGCAGAUCAAGGUACUUGUUUGAUACUCCCUGCGAUGGCGUCUGUUCAGCAUUGCAUGAUGAAAGGACAGACAUGCAAAAGUAGUAAGCGAACAAGGGACAGCAGAGUCCUGGAAAGUACUGAAGAGACUGCGUUGGGAGGCUAUGAGGAGCGAGGUUCAGUGGGGACCACUGAUCUGCACCUGAAUAGACUGCCUUUCUCAUGGUGGUGGUGGCAUACAAAUAGGGAAGCUAGCUGGACUAGGGCAGCAUUUUCUGCGCUUACUGCCUUUCUGCUCCUUUUGGGAACUUUGGAGACGCCAGCUUUUGCCGCUGCGGCGGCGGCCGCGCCUGUCCAAAAGGUUCCAGAGUUGAUAGUCACGCUUAGAGAAGAAAAUCAUAUUCGCAAAGUAUUGAGCGAGUUGAGUGUUGCUGAGAUGCCAGAGGCUGGCUCUCCUGAUGUUGGCCAGACCAGCCUCUUCUCUGCGGAAAAUGAAGACUUGGCUGCGGACUUGUUUGAGAAGCUUUCGCCAUCAGUGGUGUCCAUCCAGGACUUCAAGUUGGCCCCUCUCAAUCGAAACGGUAGAGGCAAUCCACCAGAACCCAUUCUUGAAGGCCAGGGAUCUGGCUUUGUCUGGGAUUCUUACGGACACAUUGUUACUAACUACCAUGUUGUCGCAAAGCUUGCUACUGAUCCCUCAGGACGACAAAGAUGCAAGGUAACUGUCAAAGGCCACGGCAAGACUACUACCGUUUAUGACGCGACUCUAGUGGGAGCAGACUCAAAUCGAGAUAUUGCUGUCCUGAAGAUUGACGCUUCACCCACCGAGCUGCAGCCGCUUCCUAUUGGCACGUCAGCGGAUCUGCGCGUGGGACAGUCGUGCUACGCGAUUGGGAAUCCGUUCGGCUUCGGUCAAACGUUAACAACGGGGGUUGUUAGUGGCCUCGAUCGAAUGAUUCCCUCUCCGAGUGGCAAGCCGAUCCCGGGGGCUAUUCAAACGGAUGCCGCCAUCAACUCAGGGAACUCGGGCGGACCCCUAUUUGACUCCUUUGGGCGCCUGAUCGGGGUGAACACCGCAACCUUCACCAGACAAGGAAGCGGGCAGUCGUCUGGCGUGAACUUCGCGAUCCCUGUUGAUGUGGUGUACCGGAUCGUUCCGAGAUUAAUUGUUUAUGGCUCGCUAAAUUAUGAGAACGGUUUGAAACCUUGAGCUUUUCGAGGAGGCACGCCGAGUGUUGCAAUGUUGUACGUUAGGAAUAGAACCGCUCGGCUUCCCAUUGCUGGCGGUUGUAUAUAGCCGGUUCAGGGCCGGUUCACUCCAAAAUCGUGACAUGAGCACUGCAACGAGGCUCGAAGAUCAUGUGGCUUUGUGAAGCC